Molecule: messenger RNA, 3681 nt
Organism: Engraulis encrasicolus (European anchovy)
Lineage: Eukaryota; Metazoa; Chordata; Actinopteri; Clupeiformes; Engraulidae
Gene: cdc42ep4a
Product: CDC42 effector protein (Rho GTPase binding) 4a
Exons: 2
Coding region: 483-1808 (441 amino acids)
Biological process (GO): positive regulation of actin filament polymerization; regulation of cell shape; positive regulation of pseudopodium assembly
Cellular component (GO): cytoplasm; membrane
Molecular function (GO): small GTPase binding
Source: RefSeq, a predicted model, not a curated record
CGUUACCGCCUCCAACACAGGAAGGAUGCGGUGCGUAGUGUGAGAGGGUGACAGCUUAUUAUACCUAUAGCUGGAAUACAUGUUUGAACCGUCUGAAACAGCUGUAAAAUUCACACGCGCCAACAAGAAGCACGCGCUCUUUUAAGGGACAAAAGAUUGCAUGUAAACAUAGCCUUCGUCAGUGAUCAUUUGGUUUAUUUUUUGCUACCUGGACCGUCUUUCUUUUUGCUGAGAGUGGAUGAAAAGUCGGUGCUGCCGCUCAAGUUUGGAAUUUGAGGUCGACGACAGCGUUUCCCGAGGAAGGAAAUUCUCCAGCAAUUCCUAAAUGUGUCAUCACCUAUACCAGACCUCAGUGCUCCACUCCAAAACAUCCACAUCCAGACUCUGACCCCGCUCUCACUUCCCACUCUGGCUGGAAUCUGUCUCAUUUCUGUGUCGCUGAUUUGAGACGUAGGUGCUUACUACCUAACACAAACCCCAACAUGCCCAUCCUCAAGCAGCUUGUGGCGGGCUCGUCCCAGACCAAAGCUCGGCGCUCCCGUAUGGACCUCACCACGGAGAUGAUCAGCGCUCCUCUGGGCGACUUCCGCCACACCAUGCAUGUGGGCCGCAGCGGCGAGGCGUUCGGAGACACCUCCUUCCUCAGCACGCGCUCCGGCGAGCCCCCGCGCGAGACAGAGCCGGCCUUCCCUCGCUCCCCGAAGCCCGGCCUGCUCGCCCGCACCUUCCGCAGCAGCAAGCGCUCGCAUUCCAUGAACCGCGCCGACCAGCAGCAGCACGAGAACACGCUGGCGCCCCCGGACGGGUCGCCCACCUUCGUGAAGAACGCCAUGUCCCUGCCCUUCCUGAACGAGAGCGACGGGGAGCGGGAGGACGGAGGCAGGGUGCUCAAGAGUCUCACGUCCAGCCCCAUGAGGCAGGCGGCCCCAGCCAGCGCCAAGUCCUCCAACGGGGCAUUGGCUACAGGUGGUCAGGUGCUGGAUUUAGAGCAGCACGAGCAGCUGUUCGGGGUGCUGACAGAUCUGCGCUCACACGGACCCUACAACGGAGGAGGAGGAGGGGGGAUGAAGAAGGCUGAGUCGGUGAUGUCCUUCCACGUGGACUUGGGGCCCUCCAUGCUGGGAGAUAUCCUGGAUGUUAUGGAGACCACCAAGGACGAUGACCAAGGGUUCGAGGAAGGGAAGGGCAGCGAGGGUCGAGAUUCGCCACAGUUCAGUGUGCACACGGAGGAUGAGGAAGGCGAUAAGGAGGUGGAUGAAGAGGAGAAGGAGCACAAAGGAGAGGACAUAGAGGAGGUUAGCCAUGACCAGGACGAAGAGGAGGAGGAGGAGGAGGAGGAGAAAGAUGAAGAGGUGGAAGAGAAUGUGAAAGGGAAGAUGAUCGAAGCCGAAAUCAUCGAGAAUCAUUCUGAGGAGUCAGACCCUGAACAGCCACAGCCAGAGCAACAGCAGUAUGCUGAGCUAGAGCAAGAACAAGUGAAAGAUGUACACGUCGGAGUGGAAGACGCACAGGACCUUAACGAUCGGGCAACUCCCAGACCACCGAGCUCGGUGGACCUCGACUCCCAGUCUGGGUCUGGGGCGCCGUACACCCCCGAGCUCAUGCCCAAACACCUGCAGAACUCAGACAGCUGCUCCAUGUCCAGCACCGGCUCAGCCGCCGUGGCAGACAGGCCACCGAGCCCAAGCCCCCAACUGCUGGAGGUGGAGGAGGGGCCCGGCAUGACCCGCUACAGCCCACCCCCACCAGUGGAGGAGGGAGAGUUCUCAUCGUUUAUAGAAGAUGAGGACGAUGAAAUCCGUCUGUAAAAAGUAGUCUCACAGUUAAACUCUCUCUCAGACGUACAUCUCGACGACAUCUCGGACGUUGCUCUUUCAAUGACAUGCGCUCAACUUGUGGUGUAACUUUCAGUGAUACUAUUGUGGUGGAACUGUGGACUAUAAAUAACAGAAAUAGCUUUUUUUUACAUUUUCCGAUUGGAACUGGGCUAUGAAACCUAGAACACCAUCUGCAGCUCCUCUCACCUCUGCGUCUUGGGGAGAGGAAUCAACGGAUGACAGCUCCCACUCUCCCAACAGUGUCAAACGCCAUCACCAUCUGCCUCUGACUCGCAGCGCCCGCCUGCCUGUGAGCUGGAAGCCCGAACGAGGGAAUGCGACGUGACCGGAUUGCAUAACGACAGAACUUCUUCCCGGUCCACUUUUGAUGUCGAGAAUCGCACUGCACUAAAAAGCCUCCUCGGGGAGAGUAAAAUGUCACAAUAACAUUUGAAGGGACAUUAUUGACUUCUUCCUGAUAUGCCAUCCCAGCAAGCAGUCAGUUCUACCACAUUCCAUGUUGUAUCAGUGAGGGGGGAGCCCUGCUGCUUUGACAUAUCCCCGUUUCAUCCCUGGUGGCCAGGUGCACACAUGCACAUGUUAGGUCUGGCCAAGUGGGGCCUGUAGCAAUGUAUUAUCUGACUAGUAGGGUUUUUUUCCGCACCACAGCAUACAGGGCAAGCACAGUAUGUCUGUUUCUCUUCACCCUAUCAGCAUAAAUGGCCUGCCCAAGGUCAGUACUCGGCUGCCUAGACAACCGAGAUUAUUCCGGAAUGGAGUGAAUGGGGUGUGGGAUGUGUAGCGGUAGUGGACAAACAGAAGCUGUAGCUCCCUCGUCUGGUUAGGGCUAAGCAGUCCCAGUCCAGCAGCCCCACUCGCGUCUCUAGUCUGCGCGCCUGUCAAGAGGAGAGUGGAUGAUGUUUGAGUUCAAAGGUGGCAUCCCUGGUUAUCUACCACCGCAAACACACACAAAACACGAAUUAACCCAGGGUGUGAUGGAGUUGUUUACUUCAUAUAAGGUGACUGCUGCAGCAGGGUAUAGUGUCUAACAAAGAGUAAUGGCUCAUAUUGCUGUGAUCAUCUUUGGGGCGUUUGGGGUUUAACACUUUGUGAAUGCGGGAGUGUUUAAAGCCGCUCCAACCAAUUGUCCUCUCCUGUCCUUCACGCUGCUGCCGACUGCCGUGUAAGAGAAAGAAUAAUUACUAUUUUCUUCCUCUUCUUCAGUUUCCUGUUUUGUUUUCUCUUUUUCUUUUUUUUCGGUUUCUACACCUUUUGAGUGUGUCGAUGCGAUUGCGUGUGUCUGUCGUGCAGCCCUGUGGAUGCAGUCUCUCCGUUCUCACCACUUCCUUCCUUCCUCAUCAUGUGACCUACAUGUUGUCUGCAGUGUCUGCUGUACAGGAGUAAGACACACACACACAAAAACUGUAUGCCCCAAUGCCCCAUUUCAAAACCAACCUCUUCAACGUGAGAUUUCGAUGCCACCCGACACCGCAAGACAGGGCAGAACUGAAUGCAAGCGAUGCAGUAUGUGGUGAUGGGAUGGUUGUUACGAUGUCAGUAAGUCGGUUGACUUACCAGUACUUUUGGUUGUUGUAAAUUUGGGGUUUUUUUUUGUUUUCUUUGUGAGCACUGCAAGUCCACUAGUGCAUUAAGCAAUCUGUUAGAUGUUGGAUGGUGUUUCUUGUCUCACCACAAAGCCAUUGCUGAGGUAGGGUGGUUUGGACACUGGACCUAAAGACUAUGGGGACACUUUGAGACAUUGCACACCUGCACGCACGCACACACAUACACACACACACACACACACACACACACACACACACACACACACACACACACACACACACACACACACACACACACA